Molecule: messenger RNA, 1954 nt
Organism: Nannospalax galili (Upper Galilee mountains blind mole rat)
Lineage: Eukaryota; Metazoa; Chordata; Mammalia; Rodentia; Spalacidae
Gene: Tigd3
Product: tigger transposable element derived 3
Exons: 2
Coding region: 184-1596 (470 amino acids)
Cellular component (GO): nucleus
Molecular function (GO): DNA binding
Source: RefSeq, a predicted model, not a curated record
CUCUGCGGCCCUGCGGUCCCCUCGGCCUCCUGCCCUUGCGGUCGCGGCGCCCGUCCCUCCCUCGCUCUGCUGUAGCCUCGCGCACCGGGGCCCCGGAGCCGGGCAGGGGCGGGAGCCGCGGGAUUGCGCCUGAGCCCAUGGGGCCCCCUCCUCUCCUACCCCAGCAGGUACCCUGGAGGAGUCAUGGAGCUGAGCACCAAGAAGAAGCUUCACGCCCUGUCCCUGGCAGAGAAGAUCCAGGUCCUGGAACUCCUGGAUGAAUCCAAGAUGUCCCAAUCUGAGGUGGCCCGGCGCUUCCAGGUCUCCCAGCCCCAGAUCUCCCGCAUCUGCAAGAAUAAAGAGAAGCUUCUGGCGGACUGGUGCAGUGGUACAGCCAACCGGGAGCGUAAACGCAAGCGGGAGUCCAAGUACAGUGGGAUCGAUGAGGCGCUGCUCUGCUGGUAUCACAUUGCCCAGGCCAAGGCAUGGGAUGUGACGGGGCCCAUGCUGCUGCACAAGGCCAAGGAGCUGGCUGACAUCAUGGGCCAGGAUUUUGUGCCCAGCAUAGGCUGGCUGGUCCGCUGGAAACGUAGAAACAAUGUAGGCUUUGGGGCUCGGCAGGUCCUUGUCCCUCCGUUCCCUCCUGAACCACCUCCACCAGAGCUUCCAUCCCAGGCCCAUCCGCCUCUUUCCCUGAAAGACUUCUCCCCAGAAAAUGUUUUUGGCUGUGUGGAAGUGCCCUUGCUAUAUCGGGCGGUACCCGGCAGAGCAUUUGCAUGUGAUCAGUUGCAGGUGUUGCUGUGUGCCAACAGCAGGGGCACAGAAAAGCGAAGGGUGUUAGUGGGUGGACUCCAGGCUGCCCCCAGAUGCUUCUUUGGGGUCAACAGUGAAGCACUACCUGCCUCUUACCACCCUGACCCAGGAAUCCCCUGGUCAGAGUGGCUGGCACAGUUUGACCAAGACAUGGGGCAGCAGGGCCGACAGGUAGCCUUGCUCCUGGCUGCUCAAGUGGUGGAGGAGUGGGCCAGGCCUCCUGGACUCCACCACGUGCGACUCCUGCCUCUGUCUACCUCCAGCACCACACCUUCCCUGCCCGACUCUGUGGUCUGGGCCUUUAAGGCCCAUUACCGUCACCGUCUGCUGGGCAAACUGGCUGCCAUCCAGAGUGGGAGAGAGGGCACCUCACUGGCCAAGGCUGGGGCUGGCAUCACAGUACUGGACGCGCUGCACAUGGUGGCGGCAGCCUGGGCCAUGGUGCCUCCUCAGCUCAUUUUGAGCAGCUUCAUUCAGGAAGGGCUUGCUCCUGGCAGGACACCACUGUCCCUGGACAGACCUGAGGUGCCACCAGCCCCUGUUGGGCUGAGCCAGGAGGAGUUUUCCCACUUUGUGGACUUGGAGGGUGAAGAGCCAGGGCCUAGAGUCUGCAAAGAAGAAACAGGCACUGAGGACAAUGAAAGACGGGAAGAAGCUGACUUUGAGCCCCUGCCCACUAAAGCCGAAGCCCUGACGGCCCUGGGCACCUUGAGGAGGUGGCUUGAGUGCAACAGCACCUCCCCGAAGCCCUUUGAGAAAUUCUAUGACUGUGAGGUGGAGGUGGAGCGCCUCUGCUGCCUGUGAGGGGGCCCAGAGUCCCUCUCCUGUUUCCCAUGGAAACGUGGAAAUGCCACUCCAGAGGCAGACUGGCUCUUUCCUGUGGAAAUACAGUGUGUGGAAGGCAUAGAAGAGAGGGAAGUCGGAGCACCAAGUCUAAGGUCAGAGUGAAAGAGUCCAGAAGCUUCAAAGAUGGGGCCUUGCAAGUGGCCAUCCGGGCUUUGUAGCUCUGAAACCCUGGUGAAAGUUCUAGAACCUUGGGAAGAAAUUAGUCUAGAGAGCCUGGAUCUUGGGAAGGUGGGACUUGGGUUUCACUACAGUGGUUCCAUCCCUUGAGCUCUGGGUUAAAAACUAUUCUACUUCUGCAAAUAAAGUUCUAACCAGA